CGCUGCGAGCGCGCGCGGAGGGUAGCUGUUGUGUGGAGGGGGCGGCGUUCUUUGGGCUCGUGCGCGCCGAGGAUUACAAACCCUCCGCGGGACUGAAACUCACACCUCUCCGCGGCUCUGCGGUUGCGCCCGUGCACGUGCACAAAGACGGGAUCACUUCCGAGCUGCGGAGGUCGGCGGCUGCCAGUGAAAGCAGGGGGAGAGUGGAGAUUGGCCAUCAGAUGGUUGUUCUCGGACUGAGGCAUUCUGAAUAGCAGAUCUUCGCUCUUCUGGAUCAGCUGACUGGAGCCCAGCGGUUCCAUUGGCCAAGGCCCAGAACCGCCUGGAGAUUUGCAGUCUGAAUUUCGGUACAUCUACGGGGAUCCAGCCCCCCCCCCCGCAUUUUCAAAGCCCUUCUCCCUUCCACACCUUUACGAAAAAGAGGACAAAGAUAGACGUGCUUCCUGGAGCCUGCAGCCUACAGCCCCAGCUGAAAAAGACAACGGUAAGGUCCUGGAGUGGCCCACCAUGGUGUUCUGCUAAGGUCUGCUUCCCCUACUGCUAGAGAUGAGCCGUACCAGGGGGCCACGGCCCCUCAUGACGGUGGCCCUCGUCAUCGUCUUCUGCUUGCUUCGUGUGUGCACUGCAGCUAUGCCCUUCCCCAGGGACCUGGAGCCAAUCAGAGUCAUCAGCAGUCACACCACAUACCAGUACCCUGGGUUUCAGGGUCUCCUGUCUGACAACGAUACAUUGCGACUGGGCUUGGACUUCCAGAGAAUGUUGCGCAUCAACCACAUGCUCUAUAUCGCAGCCAGGGAUCACGUGUUUGCUGUCAAUUUGAGCGCUUCUGCUGAACAGAUUGUCCCACAGCAGAAACUGACAUGGAAGACCAAGGAUGUGGAGAAGUGCACCGUGAGAGGCAAGAACAGCGAUGAGUGCUACAACUACAUCAAAGUGCUGGUACCCCGCAAUGACGAAACACUGUUCGCCUGUGGAACCAACGCCUUCAACCCCACCUGCCGCAACUACAAGAUGUCCACUCUCGAGCAGGAUGGAGAGGAGGUGGUGGGACAAGCCCGUUGCCCUUUUGAAUCCCGGCAAUCCAAUGUAGGCCUCUUUUCGGGUGGCAGUUUCUACUCUGCCACCAUGACCGACUUCCUGGCGAGCGACGCCGUCAUCUAUCGCAGCCUUGGAGAGAGCGCUCCAGUGCUCCGCACUGUGAAGUACGACUCAAAGUGGCUCCGAGAGCCCCAUUUCCUCCAUGCAAUCGAGUAUGGGAACUAUGUCUACUUCUUCUUCAGCGAGAUUGCAGUGGAAUACACUGCUCUAGGCAAGGUGGUGUUUUCUCGAGUGGCCCGGGUGUGUAAGAACGACAACGGCGGUUCUCCCCGAGUGCUGGAGCGCUACUGGACUUCCUUCCUGAAGGCGCGGCUCAACUGCUCCGUGCCGGGCGACUCCUUCUUCUACUUUGAUGUGCUACAGUCACUGACCAACGUGCUGCAGAUCAACCAGAGGCCCACUGUGGUGGGAGUCUUCACCACGCAGGUCAACAGCAUUACAGGAUCUGCAGUGUGCGCCUUCUACAUGGACGACAUCGAAAAGGCCUUCAACGGGAAGUUCAAAGAACAGAGGAGCAGCGAGUCUGCAUGGACCCCAGUCCCUGAGGAGCAGGUUCCUAAGCCCAGGCCAGGAUCCUGUGCAGGCGAUGGCCCUGCAGCUUCCUACAAGUCCUCCACCUCCUUCCCUGAUGACAUGUUGGCUUUCAUCAAGUCCUACCCACUGAUGGAUGAGGCUGUGCCCUCGGUCAACAACCGGCCAUGCUUCACUCGAACCACCAGCAGGUUCAAGCUAACCCAGAUAGCUGUGGACACAUCUGCCGGGCCCUACAAAAACCAGACUGUGCUCUUCCUAGGCUCGGAGGAUGGCCGGGUGCUCAAGGUGUUGGCUAGCACCCAUCCCAACGCUUCUUUCAGCACCCAGCUCCUGGAAGACAUCGAUGUUUAUAACCCGGCUAAGUGUAACAUACGUGGCGAGGACAAGCGGGUCCUGGGGCUGGAGCUGGACCGGGACCACCAUGCCCUGUUUGUAGCCUUCUCCAGCUGUGUCAUCCGUGUGCCCCUUAGCCGCUGUGUGGAUUAUGGCACCUGCAAGAAGAACUGCCUGGCCUCUCGUGACCCCUACUGCAUCUGGUUGAAGACAGGGAGCUGCGCAACUGUGGCUCCUGGGUUCAAGGCUGGUUUUGAGCAAGAUGUCGAAAAUGACCGCACCGAGUUCCCAGGCAGCUGCCUUGAUGUCCAGGCUACAACACGAAAGCAGAACACUGCUGCUGAUUUGGCUUAUGGGAAGACCACACCCACAAGUGCCAGCACUACCAAUCAGGGGGCGGCUUUCCCAAAGGUGACAGUUGGCUCACAGAGAGGUUCUGGUCCGGAUGACCGCCCUCCUGUGGGAGAACAGGGCUUACCUGACUUGGACGCAGUCAGUGUGGAGACGGAGGGUGUUCGACGAUUACCUGAACCAGAGAAAUCCAACCACAGUGUUCACUACACACUUCUCAUUGCUUGUGUGCUUGUAGCUUUUGUUUUGGGUGCCUUCCUCUCUGGGUUCCUGGUCUCUUGCUAUUGUAACCACAAUGUCCAUAGAACCAAGAGACUUGAUAAGGACCCUGAGGCCCCCAUCCCCCAUGCCCUCUCCCUGCGCAGUCUAGCCAGGCUCAAUGGCCUACUGGACAGCCAGUCCAAGGAGGAGAAACUGGAGGUGUCUUCACCUAAGUUAUACAAGUCAUUCAUUCCCAAUGGGAAGGAGCAUCACUCCAGCAGGAAUAGUAGGUCCAUGGUUGGAGGAGAAUUAGCUCAUCCACAUCACCACGGUGCUGAGCUCUCAGGCUUGCCCACCCCAGACUCAACUCCUGAGUUGCCCAUAAAGAGCAUGAAAGCUUUCAGGAAUCAAUGGGAAAAAAACCAGAACUGCAAUAAUGCUAAGGAUGCAAAGCCACACAGUAUGGGUGUCUCUCGAACCAGCUCGGGGCUCCAUCAACAGGUUUUUCCUUUCUCACAUGGACUGACUAAUGGACAGGCCCUAGGGUGUGCUCUCCACCUGGAUGACCGCAAGAUCCCAAAUGCAGAGCGUGUAAUGAGCCAGCCUUACUCCAGCUUUUCGCAGAAGGUGGUUGAUGUCACCUCUCUGGAUGAGCUCCUGAAACACAUUCGUGAUGUCAACACUGCCGGGGGCAAGAAUGUAACGGCACUGACAUCCUCAAUGUCGACUAAUGGGAGCCAGAUGGCUUUCACAAAUCGUGCUCAGCCACACAUCCCUGAAACGGAAUCUGCUCCUUACUACAGUUCGUCAACGUUACCAAGGGACAGUCUGACACGUCGUAUGGAUGUACCACCAGACAUGCCACCUCCACAGUCAACCCUCGAGAGGGUCUCUCGCCAUCCAUCCCAGAGACACUCCUUGAUCUCUGCAUCCAAGAUGUCGAAUGGAGGGGUGGUGCCACGGCAACACAGCUUUAGCCACCGCAGCACCCACCAACCACCACCAUUGCUGGCCAGGAUGAACUCCACUGGCAGCGCCUGUGAGGUCCACCACCCCCUCAUCCCCAGUGGCUACCUGACACGUCAGCACAGCUACAGCGAGCACCCUGAGGUACACCGGAGCGCCAUCGUCCGCCGGACCGUCUCCCUCAAGCCUGAGGUGCCUCCAAAGCCCCUCUUCAUCCCUGCCACCUCCCCCGUAAAUCCACAGGGCAAAUUCAACUACUGAGUGGGAAGAUGUCUUCUCUUCUUCCCCAAAAGCCUCCCAGAUACUGAAGAGAAGGUGAACCUUAAAUUCAACCUCCUGGGAAUUAACGGGUUUUGUUGUUACCCCUGCAACAUCUUUUCUACAUAUCCAGUGAAUGUCUUUGUACCAUAUUGGUAUUGCUUAUAGAGUGCAACCUGCUUAUAGAAAUGUGAUAGACUGGGACAAGUGAUAAAGAGGCUACCCUGAUUAGGUUAAACCUGCCUUUAGUGAUGUUCUACAAUGCAGCCCAAACCACUGGAGAGCGAGAACAUCAAAAGUUAUAUAUCCUGGAACUUGGAAUUAAGAAGACCAUGUGCUUGGACUUGAAACAAUGACCACUGAACACUGCAGUACUCUGUUACUGUACUGUAAAGUUUCUACAAAAUACCGAUCCUCCUUAUAACAUGUAUAUAUGCAUGUGUGUGUGUGUAUACAGUAUAUAUAUAUGUGUUUAUAUCUACAUUGUACAUGUAUAUGUAUACGUAUACAUAUAUAUUAUAUGUAUCCCUUGGAACAUCUAUAUGAUCUCUUUUGAGGCAGCUCUUCUGUUGCCUAACUCUGUCAGCAGAAGCAAAUCACAAUACCUCCAGCCAGAAGGUCCCCGAAUGAGCCUGAGCAAUAACCCGCAUAUGCUGCCGCACUAUGCCCAUGGUGCGGACGAGUAGUCUGUGUUGCUUCUCUGGAGCACGGGUCCACAGUCAUGUGGUUAUUUUACCUAGACUCCCACCUCCGUCAAACAAGAAAAUGUGAAGUGAAGCAAUGGACAAGAACAGUAUCACCUGCAUUUGUAGAAAGAGGAGAUCCAAGGUUGUGUUGCCCACUGAAAGCUGCACAACUCAUUGUAUCGCUAUUUGUGGUUUGUGGUUAAUUAUUGCAAUGAGAAAAUGUCUAUUAAGUGGGAUGAUCAAAUCACGACUAGUAUGCUAUGAACACUGCAGAAGGUUCAAGUCCCCUUCUGCUCACGAUGGCAGCGCACCAAAUAAUAUCCCACAAAAAAUAACCCGAGUAAAGAUUUAUCAUUUGGGGUUUUGAGAAACAGGAUCAUUUUUCUUUAAGAAAAUCCCAGAUACCAGACUGAAAAGCAGCAUCUACCUGCUUAAGGACUACUCCUUUAUUUUAAUGUAGUAUUGACCGCUGUUACAAUUAUUAACUUUGUGGCUAUGUGUGUAAAUAAAGGAAUAAUAACUAGCCAAAUUUUAAUUGUAUGUGUAAAUGUGUGCCUUAUUUAAUAUAACGUGCUAUGGGUUUUAAGGGGAAAACAGAAGAAGUUAUAUCAAGCAUUGUAUUUUUAAUUUUUAAACUUUGUUGUCAAACUGUGUCAUGGUCAUUGUACAUUUGUAUAUUUAUCCCCCUGCCUUUCUGAUAGCCCUACCCACAGGACAGUGUAGCUGCAUACAGGUCUGUUGUGAUGGAUAAAGUCAUUUCCAGUUUGAGGCUCCAGGUUUGUUUUCGGUUUUACCUUUUUCAGUUGACGCCCGUCAUUAAUGUUCUCUGUUUUUUUUGUGGGCUGUACCUCUCUGGCAGGAUGUGAAUUCUGCAGUUUCAAAGUUAUACCAUCACCCAUUUUUACUCCUCUACUUGGCUAAAACUCGCAUACGAACAUUCUUAAUAUUUUUUUUCCAGCCUGUUUGUUAGGUUUUUUCUGCUGAAUGGUUCAAUGCCCAGAACAGUUCAGCAGCAAGGAAAUGCUUAUCUGGCCAUUGAGUGUGUAGAGGUGAUGGUGCUGUGCGGUCGCUAUCUGUAUUCAUGAGCACUGGUCCUCUCCGGCAGGGCACGUGGUCUGCUUUCCAGGUGUCCUUCGGAACUCGUGGAUCUAUGGUCGUUGUUCGCAUCUCGCAAGCUCUGACUCUGUUUCAGUGUCCACUCUGGCCUGGAUGCUCAAACCAGGUUUUUGGAGAGUUUUACAGGCCAGACUUGAAUUCAUUUCAGGUUUGGAGCCAAAUUAGUGCCAUCGCUCGGUAAUUUAACAGCUCUUUGCACGCCAAGUGCUUUCCAUUUGCUCACAGGCCCAAGAUGCUUUUUGAAAUCACAUGCAAUAAAGGCCAUACACAGGUAGCACUUACAUCAUGUAAACCUAAACCUACAGGUCAGGACAAUAGGAGACUCCAGUUUGAACUAAAGAUGGAUAAAAUGGACACGGUGCACAGACACGCAAGCGUAUGUUGUAUUCAAGUGCAGUACAAUUUCUCAAGGAGAUUACAUAAGAAAGGGAACGUUCUCUGCUGUAGUUACUUUUGCUUUGGAACUUCUUAGAAUUGCACACUGUAAAUAGAACCCCAGAUUGUUUUAAUUGACACAACUUUGUUUUUUUUUUUUUCCUUUAGUAAGCUGUUCCU
This is a messenger RNA of Scleropages formosus (Asian bonytongue), 6098 nucleotides long. RefSeq names its product semaphorin-6D-like. The transcript has 21 exons. The record is from RefSeq and is a predicted model, not a curated record. Bases 547 to 3744 code for a protein of 1065 amino acids. Gene Ontology annotation, molecular function: chemorepellent activity; semaphorin receptor binding. NCBI's taxonomy places the organism in Eukaryota, Metazoa, Chordata, Actinopteri, Osteoglossiformes, Osteoglossidae. Gene Ontology annotation, biological process: neural crest cell migration; semaphorin-plexin signaling pathway; axon guidance. Gene Ontology annotation, cellular component: plasma membrane.